This is a messenger RNA of Plectropomus leopardus (leopard coralgrouper), 2745 nucleotides long. The record is from RefSeq and is a predicted model, not a curated record. NCBI's taxonomy places the organism in Eukaryota, Metazoa, Chordata, Actinopteri, Perciformes, Serranidae.
GAGGGGAGAAGAAGGUGUAGUGAUGAGACAAAAGAGAAGUUCCCUCCUGUAGCCUCGUCCAAACUCUACUUCCCAGGCUGAGGACGCGCGCCCUGAAUGAGAAGGGGGAGCAGGUCCUUUUCUAUGAGUCCGCCAUGAUGCUCAGCCACAUUUCCACUAGGGAUGGGCUUUUUAGAUAAUUGGCUGGCAGUGAGCAGACACCCCACCCACCACCCCCUGACCUGCUGUGAAGUAAAACGUCACCGGAUCCACUCCACGUUUUUCCCUGCGCCCCUAUUAAGCUCUGUGUGGGAGAAUCAGAGGAAAUAACAAGGCGCAACAAACAAGAAGGGCGUGCGGAAUAACAGGAAAACGUCUGUAUGUGCUGAGCGAGACAGAGAGGAGAAAAUGUGAAGGAAAACGAGAAAUCAGGACGUGUUUCUUUUCUGCUGCUGCUGCGUUCCCGGAGCAUCAUCUGCACCUCCACCGGCGAGGAUGCUGCAUCUCCUGAAGCGCUGCUGUCUGCUCACAAUCUGUGCACUCUCCUGAAUUACAACUCACUGUGAACCCUAACGGGUGGAAGAUUACGUGCAUAAAGGCUUUUUGGGGAGCAGAAAGGUUGAAGGAGGGUUUUUCCCCCCGAGCAUCUGCAAGGAUUUUUUCCGCGCGCGGUCCUGCUCAGUCGCAUCACUUCUGUUGGACGCAAAGGAGUAAAAAAAAAAGACAGACUUGAUCAUCUCCUCACUGAUAAAUUAUUUAGCAGUAUCUGUUCUCCAGGAUCAACAUAUGCUGGUGUCUUUGUCCCACGUCCUCCGUGCAUGAUCUUAUUGGCUUGGAGUGGCGUUGACACGGAUGAAAGCCGAUGGCCAGGCGCCCCAAAUUUCCUCAGAAGGGGGAUGCAACCUAAAAUAACACCGGUGCCAAAUGCUUCCCGAGUCCUGAAUCUGUGACACGUACGGCUUCUCAGGAGACUCUCCCCCCUCCUCUUCCUCCUCCGCCUCCACCUCCUCCUCCUGUCCCCCCGCCACUCGAAGCCCGGACAUCGGCGACUUUUUAAUGGCUUUUGUGUUCAGAAGAUGGAGGGUCUUACUGGUGCUGAACGUGCUUGCGGUGGCGGGGUUCAUGACUUACUGGGCUAGGUGCAACACGCGCAGCGUCCAAGCCGCCGGUCCGGAGGCUCCGGCGGAGGGGAAGAGGCCCCGGGGCAACGGGACGGCGCAGGGGCCCAGCAUCAGCCAUGAGGUGCUGCUGAAGAGGCUCAGCUCGCUGGAGGAUGUGGUGUACCGGCAGUUAAAUGGUCUGUCCAAAUCUCUGGGCCUGAUUGAGGGCUUCGGGGGUCGAGGGAAAGGCGGCCUCCCUGCCACGCUGCUGCCAGCUGAGGAGAGUGAUGCUAAAAACCUGAGGGAGAAGUACGGCUACAACGCCUACCUCAGUGACAAAAUCUCUCUGGAUCGGACCAUACCGGACCACCGGCCCAGCAAAUGCAGAAAGGUCAGCUACCCGAGAGACCUCCCCCAGAUCUCCCUUAUCUUUAUCUUCGUCAAUGAGGCUCUGUCGGUGAUCCUGCGCUCAGUCCACUCAGCUGUCAAUCACACGCCGGCUCACUUGUUAAAAGAAAUCAUCCUGGUGGACGACAACAGCGAUGACGAACAGCUGAAAGGACCACUGGAGGAGUAUGUGAACAAGCGCUACCCCGGCCUGGUGAAGAUCGUCAGGAACCAGAAGAGAGAGGGACUGAUCCGAGCCAGAAUCGAGGGCUGGAAGGUAGCCACUGCCGAGGUGGCGGGAUUUUUUGACGCCCAUGUGGAGUUCACUCCAUCCUGGGCCGAGCCGGUGCUGACCAGAAUAAAAGAGGACCACAAGAGGAUUAUUCUGCCUUCCAUCGACAACAUCAAGCAUGACACUUUCGAGGUAGAGCGCUACGAGAACUCGGGCCAUGGAUACAACUGGGAGCUGUGGUGCAUGUACAUCAACCCGCCCAAACAGUGGUGGGACGACGGGGACAUGUCUGCUCCCAUCAGGACUCCCGCCAUGAUUGGCUGCUCCUUCGUGGCCAACCGCAACUACUUUGGCGAGCUCGGCCUGCUUGACUCGGGCAUGGACGUCUACGGAGGGGAGAACAUCGAACUGGGCAUCAAGGUGUGGCUGUGUGGAGGCAGUAUGGAGGUGCUGCCAUGUUCCAGGGUGGCUCACAUUGCGCGGAUGAAGAAACCCUACCACAGUAACAUCGCUUUCCACACGAGGCGUAAUGCUCUACGCGUGGCCGAGGUCUGGAUGGAUGAGUACAAGUCCAGUGUCUACCUGGCCUGGAACAUCCCCAUGGAAAAUCACGGCAUUGAUUACGGAGACAUCUCUCAGCGGGUUGCACUGAGGAAGAGUCUGCAGUGUAAGAGCUUCGAGUGGUACCUCGACAAUGUUUACCCAGAGAUGAGGAGGUACAACAACACACUGUUCUAUGGAGAGACCCGUAACUCCAAAGCGAACCACCUGUGUAUGGAUCAGGGUUUGAAGGAGAACCACACGGCCACCCUGCACCCCUGCCAUGGAUGGGGACCUCAGUUAGGACGAUACACCAAAGAGGGUCAGCUGUUCCUGGGUCCUCUGGGCAGUACUGGAGAGGACACUCGCUGUGUGGUGGACGAUCAGGUCAGCAGGUUUCCUCAGCUCCUCAACUGUGACAAGGUGACCAAUGUGAAACAGAAGACAUGGAAUUUCUCUCAGGCUGAUGAACUGAUGCCAGCACCUCAUAGCCCACAGACGCAGUAG